Acaulospora colombiana is the source of this 1185-nucleotide messenger RNA. NCBI's taxonomy places the organism in Eukaryota, Fungi, Glomeromycota, Glomeromycetes, Diversisporales, Acaulosporaceae. The record is from the annotation of a GenBank genome assembly.
AUGUCAGUCAUCCUUCGUCCAAAUGAACAUUUCACUCACAAGAAGGUCCCUCCAAAGAUGGGAAUUAAACACUCGUCGUAUAGGCCUCAGAGUGCUCACCCCACCGUCGAGUUGUUCUUCCCUGUGACCAAGCAAUACUUGCAAGAGUAUAUCGACGCAAAGAAGAAGCAGGGGACCAUCAAAGCGAAUUCCCUCGACCAAUACUUUCAACACAUUGAAAGUUAUAACAUGGCCCUCGGACAUGGUUGGGACUCGCAAGAGUUCGAGCCCAUGAUGCGUGAAGUCUUGGAGGCUUUGGUUCAGAACGAAGAAAAAUGCGGCCUCACACGUAAGCCGUCGACAUCCCCUGAGGAGGAGGAGGAUGAAUUGAGUCACGAGAACCCGACUGACCCUUCGGUACCCACGAUCCCCCUCGUUUGCUUCGACAUGGCUCACGUUCCUGCGAUGAAGCUCGAGCGUCAAAUCCAUGUUCCCACCUCAAAUGUUGACCCUAACGCGGAACCUAAUGUCGCGCUUCAACAAUUAUACCAAAGUAUUGUCAGCGUCAAGCUCCCAAAGAAAUGGGGCAAGGUGGACCCCACCAAUGUCUACUUUCGCAACAGCACAUGGAAAGAUGCUCCUCACUUCAUGCUUGAUGAGGAUACCUUCAAAUGCUUCUGGGAAACUUACACCAAUCGACGGGAAGGCGAGGAAGUGCAACUGAUUGUAUAUUCAAAACAACGAAGUGUCACCCCAGUUCCACCGAUGGCGAUUCAACCUGCACCACCGAUGAUGCCGGAUACCGAGACGAUCGCCGCAUCAUCUAAAGCACUCGCGACCCCCCUCACUCCCCGAAAGAGUCCACCACGGCUAGAACAAAUUCCCGGUCUUGAUUUCAGCUCAGGAGGGGAGAGUUCAACACCCUCGCCUACGUUCAUACAACUCAAGUCAGUCACCGUUCGAUCUCCUAACCGAAUUUAUAAACAAAACAUUGCCAUCACCGAUAAAACUACUUUUUCAUCGCUUUUAUCGUUUGCGAUAAAAAAACAACCACCACCCGGUAAACAAUUUGUUUUGCAAAGUGCGGACGGUGAAUUAGAGUACAUGCCUGAGGAUCCCGUGAGAAAUGUGAUUCACGGAACCAUUCAUGCAGAUGUUGUCGUCAAAGUAGAGGACAUAAGGGAGGUUGACUUUAACCAAUUUUAA